UGUAUGUAUUGCGUGCAUUUGUUGAGUCGUGUUCUGCCAGUGGGAUAUCCUUUUCUUAAGUAUCUUGCAUCGACGUCACACUCAGCCACAGACACUUAACUUUCAAGUUUAAACACUCAAGUACGUACACCACAUGCUACCCUUGAGUGCAACAGGGUAGUAAAAAAAUCUCAUAGUUGGACUAAGAACGGGUACUACGCAUUAAGAAAGUAGUACUGUGAGCGAGAUACAAUUAUAGAGUGAUAAACAUUAUAACACACAUUAGCAGCAGAUAAACGAUGGCCGAUCAGUUACAAAAACUGCAGAAGGACAAGCCCUACAGACAUGUGUCAGUGGAUUUUAUUAGCCCUGGCGAGGAUAAGCUCCCGAGCUCAGACGACACCAAGUUUAACUUGAAGAAGAUGCCUUCUGAGCAGUUCACAAACAAGAAUAUCAGCAAAGUUGAAAGCGAACCCCAGCCGCGUUUCGGGAAGGCGAGUCAGAUCAGAUACGGAUCUCAACUCUCCACGGGUGAUGGGUCAGUCAAGGUUCCGGGGGUGAAAGAAGUGGACAAUGCAGAUAUGAAGAAACCAGCCAAAGUGCUGGUGAUAGAUACAGACGCUGAUACAGGUGUACAAAUGGACGAAGAUGGCCUGCCCCAACAAAAAACUUUCGGACACAUGCAGCUGUCACAGGGUGCAGAUGAGCACUACAACCGACUGCGGAACAGCCCCAAUUUGGGGUCACCACGCGGCACGACACAGCCCAGUGUACCGUCUGUGACUGGGCCUGUCAAAAAGAGCAUCAGAUCACAUAAGAGCGAACAAGUGUGUAGCCGGCAGAUAUAA
This is a messenger RNA of Sphaeroforma arctica JP610, 827 nucleotides long. RefSeq lists its product as hypothetical. The coding region runs from base 279 to 827 and encodes 182 amino acids. NCBI's taxonomy places the organism in Eukaryota, Ichthyosporea, Ichthyophonida. The transcript is spliced from 3 exons. The record is from RefSeq and is a predicted model, not a curated record.